CAUUCAAAUGCACAGGGGGCCGAACCGACAGAGUACAAAGUCGUCUACUGAUCUAAGAUUUAUAUAUACUUCGACUUUGAAAACCAUAAAUAGUACUUUGCCAUGGAUACAAAAAUAUACGAUGUUGCAGUGAUCGGCAGUGGCAUAUCUGGCCUAGCAACAGCCAAGUGUCUGCUUGAUGAUCAGUUUGACAUUGUAGUGUAUGAAAAGACAAGUGGAAUUGGUGGGCUAUGGCAUUUUAGGGAAGAUGCAUAUGGAGUGAUGAGAUUUACUCACAUAAAUGUUUCAAAGUACAACUACUGCUUCUCUGACUACCCAUUCCCUGACGAUGUCCCAGACUACCCCCACCAUUCGCACAUGCUCAAGUAUGUCCAAAGUUAUGCAGAACACUUCGACAUCUUGCGUCACAUCAGGUUUAACACCAAGGUAAUCAGCAUCAAGCACAAAAACAAUGGUCUGUGGACAGUAACCUCAGUAAUGGUCGAUAAAGAUGGCUCAGAAGUUGGCCCCUCGCAAGCUACUUUAUUUAAGUAUGUUGCCAUAGCGACAGGUCACCAUGCUAUACCAAAGGAGCCGACAUUCGAAGGACAGGAGUCAUUUAAGGGGGACAUUAUCCAUAGUAUUAGUUACAAAGAUGCUGUAACAAAUGGAUUGGUGGGCAAGCGUGUUGUAGUGGUUGGCAUUGGCAACAGUGCUGUUGACGUUGUUGUCAAUGUCGCCGAGUUGGGUGGAACCAAGCCAGUUUAUAUCAGCACUCGCUCGGGUGCUUGGAUCUUGCCAAAUCAUGUUGCGGGCUACCCCACUGACCUUUAUGCCUGUCGUGCAUUCCUCUGGUUACCAUGGCAAUUAUCAAGCUGGAUUUUUGGUUGUAUCGUCAGGUGCGUGUUUGGGAGUCCUUGGAAAUGGGGAUUGAAUCCUAAGAUGGGUGCUUUGCAAACUCAACCCACAGUUAGUCCAACCCUGGUCCAUCACAUCCAGAGAAGAAACGUCAUUGUGAAACCAAAUAUAGCAAAACUCGAGUCUGAAAAUGGGGUGUUUACAGAUGGAUCUAAAGCACAAGUUGACACUAUUGUAUGCUGUACAGGCUAUUCUAUAAGUCUGCCCUUCUUGGAUGAGAAGAUCAGAUCUGUGGUCGUAGAGGAAGGGACAAACAAGAUGAAUUUAUUCAAGAGUGUUUUUAGCCCUGACAUUGGUCCUAGCUUAGCUUUUAUUGGUUUUAUUCAGCCAGCAUCUGGGGGGCUUCUACCAGUCUCUGAGAUUCAAGCUCGUUGGUUCUCUGCUGUCUGCAAAGGAGUGGCAAAACUACCUCUAAGAAAAACCAUGCUAAAAGAUAUUAAGCAAAAAAAUUUGUACUUAGAAAAUCGUUACUUUGCAUCAUCGAGGCAUACGAUUCAAGAAGACCCCAUUAUAUAUAAUGACCAAGUGUCGGCAUAUUUUGGCGCCAAGCCUCAGUUUUGGCGCAAUCCUUCACUUGCAUGGAAUCUUCUUAUUGGUAGUUGUGGAGCUGCACAGUGGAGACUGCAGGGACCCCACAAGUGGGUACAUGCAAAGAAGGUUGUUAAGAGUACCCCAAUGACUCCCAUGAUGCAAUGCUUUGGGUUUCUUCUAUUGUUAAUCCCAGCUGUCUUGGUGUCUAUCGUUGUUUGUAGAAUUUGGUGUUAUUAACAAAAGCAGCUAGGUAAAUAGAGUGCCACGGCAUAUAUCAGUGCAAAAUAACUGUUAUGAAUGUUGCGUUCUGAUUGGCUUGGAGCGCGUGCUUUAUGAGAGCACAUUGCACGCGCGCGCACUUUCCGCUGCGUCAUUCCUAUCUAAA
Molecule: messenger RNA, 1813 nt
Organism: Actinia tenebrosa (Australian red waratah sea anemone)
Lineage: Eukaryota; Metazoa; Cnidaria; Anthozoa; Actiniaria; Actiniidae
Product: flavin-containing monooxygenase 5
Molecular function (GO): flavin adenine dinucleotide binding; NADP binding; N,N-dimethylaniline monooxygenase activity
Source: RefSeq, a predicted model, not a curated record